Molecule: messenger RNA, 655 nt
Organism: Cuscuta epithymum
Lineage: Eukaryota; Viridiplantae; Streptophyta; Magnoliopsida; Solanales; Convolvulaceae
Source: the annotation of a GenBank genome assembly
CUUUUCUACAUGGUAUCAGAGCAGUGACGAUCCUAGGCGGACUCACUCACGAAAUAAUCAAGCUAAGCAACAUGGCCGGAGAAGCGGGAGGAAACGGUGUUGACGAAAACCGAAGCAAUGAACGACGACGGAUCAAUGAUCCAUCUACCUCAUUUUAUUUGUCAAGCUCGGAUUUUCCGGGUAUGAAUAUUUGUGGACAAAGAAGACAAGGCGGAACCGGCCACAGACGUGGGCGUGUGACAGUGCAAGCCAUGCCGCAGGUAAAGGGAAAUCUUGAAGACUUCACUGGAGUGCGUGAGGCAAAAAAUCCUCCCACGCAGAAGCCCAAUCUAACGGAUGAACAGUGGCAGACUUUAUUCAAUCUCAUGGAAAAUUGAUCUACUUACAAGGAUGCCGAUUGGAGUGGGUGAUCGACGAGGGGGAGUUUAUUAUUUUCGGAGUCUUGAUCAAGCUAAGACACAUGCAGUGGGGACGCCGGACUCAGGUGACUUGUGGCAUUCUCGAUUGGGACAUCCAUCAGUGAAAGUAUUAAAUUUGCUUAAUUGUUCGGAUAAAUCAUUGUUGAAGUCUGUUCCGAAUAACACUUGUGAUGCUUGUUUACGUGGUAAACAAACUCGUGAUACUUUUGAUGCUAGUUAUGCGCGUGCUAUUGAAC